GCCCACAGUGAAAAUUUCAACUUUCCACUGAAAACACACAUCUCGAGAAAUGGUUCGCGGAAAAUAGCAAAUUUUUGCUUUAAUUUGCUCGAUAAAAUUUGUUCCUAUUUAUAAAAAAAAAUUCCAACUAAAGAUUAUCUCCUCCAGUUUUCGGUCUCUGUUAAAAAUAGCUUAAAGUGAAUUUAAAAAAAAAUGUCUGGAUUUUUUUUCAAAAUCCAUGACAUAUUUUUACAAUCUUUCUCACUAAAACAGCUAUAAACACACGAAAUCCCUCUGCAUCGCUGAAAAGUGGCGAAAAAAAAAGUGAACCAUAAGAAAAUAUACGACGACACGACGUAUUCGACAAAAAAAAAUAACAAUUCCGGAAACAAGAAGUUUUCAAGUCAAAAAUUAUGCCAACUUGAGUUGAGUUGAGUACAGUGAGUGCGUGUGUGAAUAUUACAUCACAAAACACAAAGUAUCUGGUGUUUUCAUUUUUUUUUUUUGAAGAGGAGAGAUAAUCUUUCUGACGCCUUGAAUUACUGCGGUCCGACUAAGCGACGCGAAACUAUCCGAAAACCCCAUUUUUUUUUAGUGUGGGUCAACCCGGUAUAGUGGGUGUUGGGAUUAACAUUAAGCAUUUGUUUACCAGCUAAUUUGACGACGACACUAUGGAAAGUGCCCAGGCAACAACUUAUGAACCCCUCGAAGGACGUAGAGUAAAUCAUCACGAACCGAUGGAUAGUCCAGAAAUCGAUGUCGGUCCACCCAAGGACAGGAAACAUGUAGUCUACUUGGCGCUACUCGCUGCUGGAAUUGGAUUCGUUUUGCCCUAUAAUAGCUUCAUCAUAGCUGCAGAUUAUUGGCAAGCCCGCUUUCCCGGACGCUCAGUUGCCCUGGACAUGUCCAUGACCUACAUAAUUGUAGCCUUUGCCACAGUCCUGCUGAAUAAUGUUUUCCUAUCGCUGGCACCAUUCCGGAUACGUGUACUUUUCGGCUAUAUCAUAUCGUUUACCACAUUGAUAUUUGUAGCUGUUUGUGAAGUUGCAUGGCAUAUGUUUGCUGCUAAUACCGCUUAUUCUGUAAACUUGGCUGCAGUUUCGCUAGUUGCUAUUGGUUGUACAGUACAACAAUCAAGCUUUUAUGGAUUUGCUAGCAUGUUGCCAAAACAAUAUACUCAAGCUGUAAUGGCCGGUGAAAGUUUAGCCGGAUUUCUGGUGUCUUCCAAUCGUGUUGUGACCAAAUUACUUAUUCAAAAUGAUCGUGUUUCAACUGUUAUCUUCUUUUUGACAUCAACAAUGUACAUUGCAUUUAGUUAUGUGUUGCACAUUAUGACCAUACAUUCACCAUUUGUCCGAUAUCACAUGAAGGCAUGUGCCAAAAUUGUUUUGAGACCCGAUGAAGAUCGAUUGUUUUAUUCAUACCAGAAUGAUGCACUGGACGGAGAUACAGCUACAGCUAAAUAUGGGGUGCUGACUUUGGAAUCAAGUCCGCCAUCGAUGCAAGCAACUGGAAAUGCACCAACAGCAUUAAGUUUUAGUAAUCCUGUGUAUGAGCUGUCAAAUCCAACAGCUGGUGAAUCUGUCAUUGAGGGUUUGAAUAAUCUACCCGAAGUUCCAACAACUCCCCAAGAGCAACCCAAUGUCGCGUAUAAAGUGGAACACAUUCUCACCCCAGGACAGUGCAAUCCUGGCAAAUUGACAGAUCUCCGAAAUGGCUUCGAUUCACGAUGGAGAGUUGCCCAAGCUAUCUAUCCUUACAUGGUUUGCAUAGCUCUGGCUUAUUGUGUUACUCUCUCGCUCUAUCCCGGUAUCGAGUCGGAAAUAAUUUCCUGCAGCUUGGGAACAUGGUUGCCAGUCUUGCUCAUGUUCACCUUCAAUACAGCGGAUGUUAUUGGAAAAAUCUUGGCCGCUGUGCCAUACACAUGGUCACGCCGGCAAUUAAUCUUGAUGUCUGGCUUGAGAAUUGUCUUGGUGCCCAUGCUCUUACUCUGCUGUGCCCCACGUGCACAUCCAGUUAUUUCUGGUGAAACUGCUGCUUUUAUCUUCACCAUUGGUUUAGGAGUUAGUAACGGUCUUGCAGGAAGUCUUCCAAUGAUGCUUGCACCAGCCAAGGUCCCUGGAACCCUUAAAGAGGUCACAGGAAAUAUGAUGACUCUGUCAUACAAUGUCGGUCUGACAGCUGGCUCACUGAUUGGCUAUGUGUUUGAGUCAAUGUUGGGGGCCCAAUUGACCAAUCCCUGCCCCACAUACCCUUACAUUCCGUCACACAUGAUUAUUGACAAUUCCAAUCUACAUCAUGUCACCACACCCAACAGCACCAUUCUUAUGACCACUCUGGCUCCCACAACUCCAACAACACUAUCAACGUCAACUGCUGUUGCCACCACAAUUGCAACAACUACAACAACUCUUUUGACAACAUUGGCAUCAUCAAUGGCUGCCCUGCCAACCACAAUGGGAACACUAUUCACCACAAUUACAUCUGACAGUGGUCAGAUGGGAGAAGAAACUGUCACAAAACUCAUCCAAACAGCUGUCACAACAACUCUUGCGCCAGAUUCAACGACAGUUUCGACAGAUCGUUUUUAAAUCUCAAACGUCACUAAAGUGACAGACAAAAAUAAAACCAAAACAAAAGAAAUAUGAAAAAUGUAGUGUCUCUGUAGUAAGAGUUUUUUUUUGUAUUUGUUAUGCAGAUUUACACUUUAAGUGGAACAAAAUUGUUAUUUUUUUGUAUGAAAAAAAAGGUAGGAAAUCGACGGACUGAAUAAAAAUAAAAAAAAUAAAAAAA
Messenger RNA from Episyrphus balteatus (marmalade hoverfly), 2772 nucleotides. RefSeq names its product equilibrative nucleoside transporter 4 (gene Ent3). Gene Ontology annotation, biological process: nucleoside transmembrane transport. Lineage: Eukaryota; Metazoa; Arthropoda; Insecta; Diptera; Syrphidae. The record is from RefSeq and is a predicted model, not a curated record. Gene Ontology annotation, cellular component: plasma membrane. Gene Ontology annotation, molecular function: monoamine transmembrane transporter activity; nucleoside transmembrane transporter activity. The coding region runs from base 651 to 2570 and encodes 639 amino acids. The transcript is spliced from 5 exons.